CACUUGGUGAGAAGAUGGUGCAUCAGUACUCAUACCUUCUUCCUUGCUUUUGGGGAAGUGUCAACAAUGUUGGAAAAUGUAGUGAACCUAAUGCUGCUGCCUAUUAUUAGAGACAAAGAUCCCCACCAUAUCACCUCGACACAAAAAGUGGGCACUAUCCAAGUUGCUUUGAAGAAAGUGAUGAAGAAAAAUGCAAGUGCUUUUCCUCAGUUAUGGAGGGCUUGGCUGAGCAAGUUUAUCUUCAAAGGUUUUCUAAAUCAUGAAAUCAUGGUUGAGUGUAUCCCAUUGGCCAUAUGCUUGGCUAAAGGCAUGAGAAUUCCAUUGGCUUCAUUGAUGCUAGGUUCCACUCAUAUCAUUGGCUGUGUUACCAAUGGUAAAGCCUUGAAGGAAUAUCCCAGGAGGAAGUGUGGUUAUAUUAAUGGGACUACUUCGUUUGCCUACUCAUGGAUAAGAAAAAGGAAGGUGAAAGAGCAGAUACUUCUUGAAGAUUACAAUUUUCUUGAUGAUCAUGGUAGCUUUAACAUUCAUGCAUAUAAAAUGAUGCCGAGGACAUUUACACCACCUAAAGGGAGCUUCUCUGAUGGGACAUUUGUAGUAGUGCUGGGAAAUCAGAUAGUAGACUUUGUUGUAGUCUUGGACAAUAGAAAAAGCAUGGCACAACCACUUAAGAGUAAGGCACAGAAACCUUUUGCUUUACCAGUAGGCAAGCAAAGUAAAGCUAAAUCACGUACACCUUCCAAGGCAAAAGCCACCAAGGAGAAAGGGAAAAGCGAAGACACCAAUAGUUUUGGCCCUAUCCCCGUUCCUAGCGAUGAUAAAGCUCCAUCUAAGUCUCAAGAGGCCAAGAAAGUAAAAGCCUUGGCGGUGAAAGUAGGGGAAGCUUUGGCAACGCUUGAAAUUCAUCGGAAGAUCUUGGUUGGCAAAGCAAGUGAGCCUCUACUUCUUGAUGACAUACUUAGCUUUGUUAACAAUAUUAUUGAUUGGGGUGACCCCACAUCCUUCACAGUUGACACAACAAGGAAAGGAAUAAGGCUAGCCAAGAGAGGUGCAUGGAUUUCAUAUAGCACCUUCGACGUAGCGAAGAAAUCUGAAAUAGCAAAUGCUCAGCCAAGGAAGGUGGUGUUAAAGCCACAUCCUAUCAGUGAAUUGCCUUUGUUCAGAGUUGGUGAUAUUGAAUUGGUCCCAAGGAAGCCUCCAACUAAAGAAAGUGUUGAGACCACCACUAUUGAGAAAGCUACUAUGAAAAAGGUAAGGAGGCCCGAAGAGACUAGCUCUGAGUCAAGUGAUAGUAGUGAUGAUGAGUAUAUCGAUAGUGAUAAGUCAUCGGAGAGUGAUAAUGGCUUUGAGCAAAGAGGCAAAGAUGAAGGCUUCCAUGGUAGAUUAGACAUAAACAAUGCUACACCUGAGGAGUUUAAGUUGGAUGUAGGCAAUGCUUUGAAAGAGCUUGUUCCUAGCAAAGAUAAAAGCAAAAUUGAUGAGUUGGCCAUGAGUGCAGCAAAGAAGGCUAUUAGUUCUAGCAAAGCCGUGCAUAGUGGUCAAUCACCCUCAAUUCUAGCCAAGUUAAGUGAGGCUAAUGACUUUGUUGUGAAAUUACUCAAAGACUUAAAUGAGAUGAACGAAGAUAGAGAUGUAUUGUUGGCUUUAUUCGAACUAAUUGUGCACAGCAAGGCCAAGAAAGUGAUGAUUAAAGAUGUUUUCAUGAACUUUUGUAUGGCCAUGCAACACAUGGAGGCAUACCUUGGCAAGGACGAAUUCAACAUGGUUGGAGGUGAUAUGGCUAUGAACUUAGAUGAGCAGAUUAAGGAGCAAGCAAAACAUGUUAAAGAGAUGGAGAAGUCAUUGGCCAAGACGAAAAAGCUCAUCCAUAAGUUGGAAGAAGGGUUGAAAUUAGCCAAGGCACAUCUAGAAUCACUCAACUAAGGAAAAGAGAGCAUGGGUUCUACGAGAUUGCUCAGCUUUGCCAGACCUGUGUUGAAAUCGCCAAGACUUAUAGUGAAGAGCCUAGUUUUUACCACCCAUGAGCAGCCUUAUAUCUAGCCUUCUCUCCAUCAUGGAAGACUUUUAUUUUGUUUCUUUUGUAGUGUGAUGAUUGUUGGCGAUAUUGCCACAUUGUAACCCUCUUGCUGUUGUUGUUUUGGGUUGAACAUUUUCAUGUAUAGCAAAGUUUGGACUUCUUUACUUGAACACUUGCUUUCUUCAUGACUUGUGAAUUUCUUGUGUGUUGAGUAUGGACUUGAACAAAUAUAACUAUUUACA
Messenger RNA from Rubroshorea leprosula, 2256 nucleotides. Lineage: Eukaryota; Viridiplantae; Streptophyta; Magnoliopsida; Malvales; Dipterocarpaceae. The record is from the annotation of a GenBank genome assembly.